GUGUUGGUGUAGUCAAGUGUUGCGAUAAGUAACGCUGUGUGCUGCGAAGUCCCGAGUUUUCCACUUGAUUUGGUUAUUUCUUCGGCUACUUCUCUUCUUGGUCAUGGCGGCAGCAUCGGCCUUAAUCCCAACUUCUUUAUUUAUAAUCGAGAAGAAAUCCCAUUUCACAAAUAAGCCUAAACUUCCAUUUUCUCCGCUUGCAGCUAAACGUACACUUUUGAAAAUUACUGCAAAGGCUGCAGGAGAUGGUUCAGAUUCUUCCUCUCAGAACAUUGUUAAAUAUGUGCAGAAUGCUUGGGACAACUAUGAAGAUCGAAUUGCUCUUGGUGGCUUAGGAUUUGCCUCUAUUGUUGCAUUUUGGGCCUCAUUAAACCUUAUUUCGAUCAUUGACAAAUUACCUGUGAUCCCCAGUGUUCUUGAAUUCAUUGGGAUAUUCUUUUCCUGGUGGUUUAUCUACCGAUAUCUCCUAUUCAAACCAGACAG
Messenger RNA from Dendrobium catenatum, 483 nucleotides. RefSeq names its product protein CURVATURE THYLAKOID 1C, chloroplastic. The record is from RefSeq and is a predicted model, not a curated record. NCBI's taxonomy places the organism in Eukaryota, Viridiplantae, Streptophyta, Magnoliopsida, Asparagales, Orchidaceae. Gene Ontology annotation, cellular component: thylakoid; chloroplast thylakoid membrane.